AUGAAGUACAUUUUAAUUCAUGUCUUUUCCUUUCCAGGCGGCGGAUUAGGAGUCAAGGAGGAAUUGGUAGAAUUUGAAAAAGACCCAUUCAUUACAAAUAUUUCUCCAUUGGUAAUGGAUAGCUCAAAAGUCAAUCUCUUUUAUCUAGACGAAGGGAAGUACGUCUUCUCGGCUAGUCUUCCUGUUGCGUGCAGAGAGUUAUAUGAAAAUAUAAAAGGUUGUUGUUUAAACUAUUCACAAGAUGUUACUGGAGUGUUGCUGUCAGAUGCGAUUCGAUACAGUAUAGAAACCAAAGGAUGCAUUCUGAAUACAAGAUUAGAGGAAAAAGCAAGUGGGUUCGGGAAAAAAGAUAUAAAAGGGACAUAUCUCCGCAUAACUCUUGGCCAACUUUCGGGAAAAUCCCCUGGAGUACCUUACGUUUUAGAAAUAUGGCCUAAAGGUCAUUACAGUCCAGUUCAUAAUCAUGGAAACGCAAAUGCCAUCAUUAAAGUUCUUUUUGGAUCAAUUCAUUUCAUGAUUUACAAUAAACACAUAUGUGCUACAGAUUCAAAGCCGCUGAAAGAGUUUGAUGCAAAGAAAGGUGAUAUCACGUGGGUCGACCGUAACUGGUACCAGACGCAUAAACUGGUAAACAAGAGCAACGAUUUUUGCGCUACUAUUCAGUGUUAUAACUACGACCCGGACGACAAAACGCAUUGGCCGUACUUUGAUUACAUCAGCAACAACGAAAACAUGGCGGAAUUCAUGCCUGAUUCAGACUUUGGAUUUCGUGAAAUGCAUGAAAACAUUGUGAUGGAAUACAAAAGUCGCACUUUAAACUGA
Mytilus trossulus (common blue mussel) is the source of this 822-nucleotide messenger RNA. RefSeq lists its product as uncharacterized. Lineage: Eukaryota; Metazoa; Mollusca; Bivalvia; Mytilida; Mytilidae. The record is from RefSeq and is a predicted model, not a curated record. The coding region runs from base 1 to 822 and encodes 273 amino acids. The transcript has a single exon.